CACAGACCGACAACACAACAAAAAAAACGGUUUUUUUCGCCCUGUUGCAUGGGCCGAGAUGAAUUUUUUGACACCACGGAGACAACAUUUUGUCAAUCACAUCUUUAGACCCCAUCUCUAAACUUGUUAAAACGAAGUGAUAUAAAAAGCAGUUACCGUUGUUACGUAGUUUAAAUUUCAAAAUCAAGAGGAGGGAGAAAGGAUUGCCCCGAACAACACUCAGUUUCCUCUCCAUUCGAUUUUUGCUUCAUACACAAAGGUAACAAUAACAAAACACCACUUUCUCUGCUCUGGAAUCACAUUUGCUGUCAUUUUAUCCUGAAAUUUAUGAUCAGUCCAUGUCGGCGCCUGUUUAAUACAAAGUGUUUCUCAAUGCAAGUUUUUGUGCCUUUUUUUGUUCAAAUUUAGGUGCUGAAAUUGGAUAUUGUGAUACCCAUUUAUUGACAGAAGAGAUCCAAGAGCCUAACGCAUUAGGGCACAUCCUUAGGGCAUUUGGGUACUCAGUUUUUGAUGUAGAAGUUGGUUUUAUCCAUUGGAAGUGAUUUCCACCUGCAUAAAAUUAGAUGUCCAGGAGUCCUGGCGCAUUAGGGUUUUUGGAUGGGGAAUUUGAGUGCUUGCUCAGGGGAUAAAUACAUUCAUGGUAUAUGGGCAUCUGGCAUAGGACUUCUAGGCCAUCGAUAAGUGGUACCCACAAUGGACAUUGAUCUUAUACCCUGUCCCUGGUUGGUAUAUUGCUUGUGUCUUCAUUUUGGAAGCGGAUUACCGUAGCAAUUGGUAUUGAAAGUGUCAAUUUCGGUUUGACACUUCAUCAACAUCAGUUCACAAAGGUUUCUGAUAUCAUCCGUAUUGGCAUAAAAAGAGGGAACUAAUUUUCCGAGUUCAUUGUAAUUUUUGCUUCUCUAGAUGAAGAAGCUGUUUUUGAGUAUGGGUAAAGGUAGUACAACCAGAGAGAGGUCUUUAAGCAGGGGCAGCUACUAUCCACACUGCAGGAAAGAUGCACAGUGCGAGUGCACCAUGUGUAUGGCAAGCAUCCAUGCUACAUUGGAUCUUAGGCCAUCAAACAACCUCUUCAGCUCCUUGACUAAUUAUUCCGAGACACCUUCCAGGGGCUUCACAAGCCCUCCCUCUGUUGUAAAGGGCAAGGAGAAUCAGUGGCCUAAUUCUGAGCAGUCAAAUAAUUGGCCAUCUUUUGCUUCUAGGAAGGACAGGAGAAGAACACCGCCAUUACCCUUGGGUUCUACAGCCAAAUCUGAAGUUGAGUUGUUUCACAGUGAUGAUUCUGAAGAGACAAUGGAAGAAAAGGAAAUUAGGAUUUAUAAGAAGGAAAAGAAAGGACAUCGAUUUUCAGCGAAGUUUGCUGUAGUUUUUCUCAUUCUUGUGAUGGAGUUUGCAGUACCAUGGUGCUUCUCUGGUCUUUUGAAAACAAAUUUCAGUGCGGACAAGGUGAUGGGUAUAGCACAAGAGUCUAUGGCUAGAAUUAGGCUUUCUGACAGGUUAGACUUCAUAGCUCGUAAAAUGGCCAGGGUUGUUCCAGGUCAAGUUGACAACUGCACUGGAUCUGAAUCCACCUGGAAACUGGAACAGGAUGGUUUGAUGGUCCACUCUCGUUGUGUUCUUUACUCAUCUAUUCUGGAGGAGGUAUCACUUUGGGGAUGCCCAGUACAAACAUCUGGAGUGAUAGGCAGAGGUAUUGUGGAUCGUUCAUUUCUAGUUAUGUCUGGGCGAAUGAUAGAGUGGUAUGAAGGGAAAACAGACUCCACGGUACAUCGGCAAGGUGAUUCGUGGACCCAUGCAAAAUGGACUGCAUCUGUCGUGCAAAUGGAUGGGAAAACAUAUAUCCUCGAAUACAAGUUCUCAGCAAUGCUUAAAGGUGGAGGUGUGGUAACCCAUGCCAUACAUUUUAUGAAGUGGCUUAUUUGCAGGAUUUAUGUUUCUGCAAUAUCGAAUUUUGGAUCAUUUCUACUGCCCACAUUGAGCUCUCCACAUACUCGUGGUGAUUUUAGAGCUCCAACUUAAAACAAGCUCUUAUUUGUAAGUACUUCAAAACGCGAUUACCUGCCAAUACUCAAGUAUAUGCUCAAGCAGAGGCACCGCUGAACAUGGCAAUGGCAUUAUGAAGAAUAUGUCUUGACUUUAAAAGACUGGCAUCUUUACUGGAAUGCUUCGCUUCUCAUUUCCAAUGAAAAAGCUUGCUACAAAUCACUGCCAAAAAAUAACUUGACUGUAAUAUGAUGGUAACACUGAUUGGAUUGCUCUCAGAAUCUCAUGAAGCAAAGUUAAUGAAUGGUGAAAAACUGGUUUAUAAUCAGAUUGAUAGAUUAAAUUUUUGAUA
Cryptomeria japonica (Japanese cedar) is the source of this 2332-nucleotide messenger RNA. RefSeq lists its product as uncharacterized. Gene Ontology annotation, cellular component: endoplasmic reticulum. The record is from RefSeq and is a predicted model, not a curated record. The transcript is spliced from 3 exons. Bases 904 to 2016 code for a protein of 370 amino acids. NCBI's taxonomy places the organism in Eukaryota, Viridiplantae, Streptophyta, Pinopsida, Cupressales, Cupressaceae.